Messenger RNA from Lachancea lanzarotensis, 2847 nucleotides. RefSeq names its product LALA0S06e04148g1_1. Gene Ontology annotation, biological process: ubiquitin-dependent endocytosis. Gene Ontology annotation, molecular function: protein-macromolecule adaptor activity; ubiquitin protein ligase binding. Bases 1 to 2847 code for a protein of 948 amino acids. The transcript has a single exon. Gene Ontology annotation, cellular component: plasma membrane; cytosol; cytoplasm. Lineage: Eukaryota; Fungi; Ascomycota; Saccharomycetes; Saccharomycetales; Saccharomycetaceae. The record is from RefSeq and is a predicted model, not a curated record.
AUGCCACUUUCACAUCCAAAACCGUACGCUAUGGUGGAUGAGCAGAGAGUGGGAUCAGAUUCUGCCGAGCAUGGUACACGCCGAAGGUCAUCUUCUGUGAAGCACGCCAUUACUAAUAUGAUUAGAACCGGGUCUAAUCAUAUUAACUCUACGAACAACCGGCAACGUUCAAGCUCCCACGCCAGUGCUACCCCAGGAACUGGUCUCGCAGCUUUGCAUAGCACUUUAUUGUUUCAUGGAGGAUCGCCGCGGCUGUCACAUGGCUACGACGAUUACGGAGUUGCCUCCAACGAGCUUGCCUUAGCAGAAAACGCUCCGAAGUCAGUAUUCAGUGAGGACGAAUACGAAGAGGCCGAUAUCGAGUCGGGCGAAAACUUUUCUGAGUCUGAUGAACUGCACAGCGAUUUGAGCUCUCAUACGUCAAAACUGCCGGCAAACCUUUUAAAUGGUCGGAAAUACAUGCUGGAAUACCUAGGAGAAAGGGGAUUUCUUCACCCAAAGGUUUUGUCAUCUAAUAAAGAUAUGAUCAUAUCUUCUGCGACAUCAUCAGAAGUGGUGUUUUUGCCGACGGUAUCGUCACAGGACGACGAAUAUCUCAGUCAUCUGGCGAUGCUCAAUGGAACCGAAACCCUACUCGACCAGCCGGGCACGUCUAGUCAAGACGAAGCAUCCCCAAUGGCCGCAAGUGAUCAACAGUCUAACUCUACAACAAGCAAUGAUGGAGGAGCGGGAGAAAAUACUCCAAUUGACGCAGAGGGAAAGAAUGUUCUUUUCAACCUGGCAGUCAUUGUUUCAUUCAAGGAUUCAACGACUUUGACCAAACUAAGAGCGGAGUUGUAUUCGAAGGUGCGAGUAUACUGGCAGCACGGUGUACCACCUGAGAAAACAACUAAUGAAGAAUACUACACAUUGGGCGAAUUGCAAUGGGAUCUUACGGAGAGUAACUACAACCUCUACGUCCCGCGCCACCUGUCUACUAAGAACAAAAUUGUCGAACAGCCCGAGACCUCCAUAAAACCAGCUUUGUUUCAGAACAAGACGGACUUAGCAACCCAGAGCUACACGAACAGAAAAAAAUCGAAUGAUAUACUCUCAGCAAGCCUUGAUACUUUAGGCAAAGAACAGACCUUUCGACCGGGUGAAUAUGUGUUUCUAAUACCAGUAUUUUUCUCUUGCACCAUUCCAGAGACACUGUAUUUACCGUCGGGACGAGUUAGCUAUCAAUUUCGUUGUGCAGCAAAGCUGGCGUCAAGUAACUCUACACCCGGAGAUGCUAAAAGCGACAAUUAUUCUGGUCAUUCAGGUGGCUCCCAUGCUUCUGAAGAUCAGCCAACGGAACCUUCAACUCACAAUAAAUUUUCGAGCAAUAAACUAUUAAGAAAAGUGCGAGAUCAGUUUCAAAGCGGAGCUGAUAAAGGCCCGGCCAAGAAUAAUUUGAUCAGGGGAGAUCAAACCAUUCAAGUUGUGCGUAUUCCUCCCAAGAUCUCGGACUUCACAGCAGACAAGCCCGUUUAUAUUAACAGAGUUUGGAAUGAUGCGUUAUCAUACGAAGUAUCACUACUCAAGAAGUACGUACCAGCUGGCAGCCAGGUACCAAUCAAGAUAAAGCUGUCUCCAAUCAGUAAGGACAUUUCAGUAAAAAGGUUACGAGUGAGUGUUAUUGAAAAAAUCACUUAUGUGUCAAAGAAUUUGGAAUACGAGUUUGAACAAACUGAAGCUAUUGCAAAUGACCCGUAUAAUCCUUAUUAUUCGGAAUUUGUUUGCAGAAGAAAGCAAGAACGGAUUCUGCCGCUAUGGGAAAUAAGAUCGAAGGAAAAAGGUGGCAGAGCCAUGAAGGAAGAAAUUAUAGACAACUGCCGGUCAGAAAAUCUUUUAUCCUAUGCUGGCUUGCCCUCUGAUAGCAAAACUAGUGGGCCAUCCCAUGAUUUGGUGGAUCCUUUGGUUAUCGAGUCAAAACUAAGCUUCCCCAAAUUUUCAAUGCUAGAUAAGAAGUCGUCUAAAGCUGUGCCACCGUAUGGUAUUGAUGAGUUCACUAGUGGUUAUCAAUCACACACUGCGUCCAGCGGGCCAACACUCAGAAGAAAUAGCGCAGCUUCUGGUGUAAUAGGAUUUUUUGCUGGCCGCCGUGCCAACACGCCCUUUGCUUCGCGUCGUGCAUCGACCUCUAGCCCCAUUGAAAAGGAGAGUUCCAGAACUUCAUUCAAGUCUGUGUCAAACGUGAGGGUUGACUCACAUAGCCGUGUUAAUGAACCCAAGCGUGGUCUUUACCUGGAUUGCGUCAGUUUCAAGAACAUACAUGUUAAGCAUAAACUGGAGAUCAUGCUGCGUAUCAGCAAAAAAUCGGAUGGAGAUUCGAAUGCCGUGAAGCACUACGAAGUGUUGAUCGAUACACCGAUAUACAUUGUCUCUGAUCUUUGUGGCACUUCCAACAUUGAGUUGCCCACGUAUGAUGUUGCAACCAAAGCGUCAUUUCCCGAGACUGUUCCUCCUCCAUCAUUUGAAGAAGCCAUUUCUGUCCCCGGGUCUCCGGUAGCCUCUCCAUUCACGCCCCCAAUGAGCACUCCGAAUGUUUCUGGGUCGUACGAGCCAGAUGACUUAUCUAUCCAUCAAUUGUCGCUUUCAAGGGCAAGCACACAUAACCACAGCUCAGAACCCUCAAUGCUGAACGGUCCCAACUGUGAAAGGCGUUUUAGUAACAUUGAUUGCGUUAUAAACGCAAAUUCCAGUGGAUCUGAGACGAAUCUUUUUCGGGAAGGAUUCGCUUUCAAGCAUUCCGCGAACGUUACAGGGCCUGUGCAUGGGUCACCAACUGACGAAGAUGACGAACCUCCUGGUUACGAAAUUUAG